AUCUCUCUUUUCUGUUUCCUUUCUUUUUCAUUUCUUCUGUGGGGGCGAUCAGCCAUUCUAGUAGCUCGUGAACAUAAUUGCUGAUGGGAUCGACUUUCGUGCAUUGCGGUUUGUGUGACACAAUGGCCAAGCCACAGCGCCUCGGGAUGAGAGCUAGAGAUUUCGGCUUUACAAUCGUUUGGUGGAUAGCGAGAGUGUUCAAGGACAUGGGUCGGACAAGCGCGAACGAGAUCCUUCAACAAGCAUUGCUUUUCAAGAACCAUGACAAUAUUCCGCUCGGGCUGUACCUUUGGCUAGACGCUUUUCGAACAAGCAUCCUACCCAGGCAGGCGGGAUCCUUUAGGGGGGUGAGAUUCGGCAGCGCCUGAUCUGUGAAACCCACAACCUUUUAACUAGUUAACCUCGCAAAUGGCUCUCCAGACGUCGUUGACGACGAGACACCGCAGAUCGUCAUGGCCGAACAAGUUCUCAGUAGCAAUCGAUUUGCUCCAAUUACACCAUAUGACCACAGCGGGUUGAUCUACAUCACUGCCAUCCUGACAUUCAUAUACACUUCCAUCACAUUUCUUACACGAUGCUACAUAAAAUUUCAUAUGUUUGGGAUUGACGACUGGGCCAUGACAAUUGCACAGGCAUUCAAUCUAGUACAAUUCGUUCUACUAAUUGUUUCUUUGUCUGCGGGUCUGGGGAAGAGCUUUGAUCUCAUCAGCACCAGCGAUUACUUGCAUACCGCGACGACAUUGUACAGCAACCAAAUCAUCUUCUACCUGUCACUGGGGGCCUCGAAGCUCGCGACUUUACUGCUUGUUCAGCGCCUCUCAGCUCGCGAUGCAAAGAGAUUCUGGGCGACAUGCAACGUCGUUGCAGCAGCCUUAGCCGCGUGGACUUUACUCGCAGUUAUCAUGGUAUCUGCAGGGUGUUCGCCAAAGGAAAUACUACCACACGUAGGAGACCACACAUGCACUGGCAUCAUUCCACGGUACCAAGUAGUUGUUGCGACCGACGCACUAUUCGACGUUGUUCUGGUUGCCCUAGUCGCAUACCUCGUCUGGCAGCUCCACAUGUCCGUCCAGCUCAAGGUCCAGGUCGUUUUCGUCUUCGGUAUUCGCCUACCCGUCAUCCCCCUCGCCAUACUUGCUCUCCUGCGAUUUCAGCAUUCACUGCAAAGUCCAAACCCAGGCGUCGACCGCAGCUCCGCAAUCGUCUAUCAGCAAUCUCAACUAUGCUACUCCCUCAUCGCCGGUACAAUCCCAUGUCUGAAGUCCUUCAUACGCAGCUUUGACACAGGAAGUGGAGGCAUGGUCACGAACUACUCAUCGCAGCCAUACGGUUCGAAUGGAUACGCACAUGGCGAAUCAUACAAAAUGCAGUCGUUCGGUACCGGGCAAGGAAGCGCAACGCGCAGUCGCAACGAGGAUAAGGGAGACGUUAAGAUCAGUACGAAGCCAUUCAAGAAAGAAGGCCAUGUCCGUCUGCGAGCAGACUCGCCUGACCAUGUAACAGCAAUCACACACCCGAUUUCGGGCCAGAAGAGAGAGGCGGAUCGAGCGAGCCAUGGCAGCCAGGAAAUGAUCAUACGUCGUGAUGUGCAAUGGGAGGUGCACUCGGAGAACCUUCGAUAGGGGAAGAAUGGCGUGACACCGUGUCAGGACAUGGAUACAGACUCG
Messenger RNA from Aaosphaeria arxii CBS 175.79, 1667 nucleotides. RefSeq lists its product as uncharacterized. The coding region runs from base 453 to 1622 and encodes 389 amino acids. The record is from RefSeq and is a predicted model, not a curated record. The transcript has 3 exons. NCBI's taxonomy places the organism in Eukaryota, Fungi, Ascomycota, Dothideomycetes, Pleosporales.